UUAUGUAGAUGCUUUCUUUCUUUCUUUCUUUCUUUCUUUCUUUUUUAUAGACACGGCACCUACUAGAUCGUACCUGGAUAGAUAUGCAUUCAUCCAUCUUAUUUUUCUUUUCUUACCUUUCCAUAUCUUACCAAGAAAUCAAAUACGAGGCUUGGUUUGAAUUUGAAUUUCUUUCAAACCUUCCGGACUGAUUGGAACAUCUUUUUCUUUCAAGGAAAUACAAGUUUAAGAGCCGAGACUUAUUCUUCUCCACAAUCUUCUUCUUAUUCUAUCUUCUCAAGUCUACUUAUUACCCAGUCGUCACUCACGAAUCGGAUUCAAUACUGUACCGUUAGUACCGUUAGCAUGGAUGCCACUUUACUCAACUCUACUGCACGGUACUUGAUUUAACUCAACAACGACGAAAGUUCGUUCUUCGUUCCUCUAUUGCUUUUUACAUUCUUGGUGUUGAAUUCCAAGAUUACUCCGCCUCACUAUCCUUGCUUCUCUUUAUAAAUCUGCAUUCCCCGCAAGAUCAUCAUCUAGGAUCCUACCACAUCCGCGCCUUCCAUCGAUACGAGAGAAUUCCAAAGAUUUGUCACUACCUACCUGGUUAGAUCGUACAACACAAUCAACCGUUACUUUACUCUCAAUAAAUCUCUUCGCUCGACAACCACCAACUUGAUCAAAACAACAACAUUUAUUUCCAUAAUAAUCAUCCUGUUAUGGUGUUGGUCCCGGUUUUGCUACAACCAAUCCGCUCUUUGGCUUAAUUUUUGGGACUUCUGCUCACUCUCUCCCGAAAUCAAUUGGGUCGUUCAAUUGUUCGUUGUUGAUCUUGAUUCUUGGGGAAUUAGGGUAUAGAAAGUUCGAGGAGAAUAAUUCAAUCGUUUAUCCCAUCCCGUUUGGAACCAUUCUCUGGAUAUAAUUUAAUUCAAAGGAUUUCUUACCGUCGUUUUCGAGGUGGUUUCUUAAUAUUUCGUCAUUUCUACCUCUGGUGUGCUUUGGUGUAUAGACGUCAUUGACCCCAGGGCUUUUUCAACCUCAACACCUAGUUAAUAUUUAUUACACGAAACUACACAAGACUGCAUAAACACAGACAAAUAUCAUACUUUUAACCAUGAAGGUCUCGAAGUCGGUAUCGACUUUCGCUACAGGUUUAAUAGCUGGAAGUCAUGUCGUUAAUGCGAUAGAAGUUGAUCUUGAUUCUCCGGAUUCUAUCAAGUCCGCAGCGAGUACGAUUGCGUACGAUAUGAUGUCCUAUUACACAGGAAACCAAACGGGUGGCAUACCCGGGAAUCUACCGGCUCCAUAUUAUUGGUGGGAGGCCGGAGCAAUGUUCGGCUCACUGAUUGACUAUUGGUAUUAUACAGGCGAUUCAUCAUAUAACGAUGUUACUACGGAAGCUAUGCUGUGGCAGACGGGACCAGAUAAUGAUUACAUGACCCCAAAUCAAACUAAAACGGAGGGAAAUGACGAUCAGGGAUUUUGGGGGUUGGCGGCUAUGUCUGCAGCCGAAGUGAAUUUCCCAAAUCCUCCCUCAAAUAGGCCUCAAUGGCUCGCUCUCGCACAGGCAGUUUUUAAUACUCAAGCUCCUCGAUGGGACGAUAGUACUUGUGCUGGAGGUCUACGAUGGCAAAUUUUUACCUUCAAUAACGGUUACAAUUACAAAAACUCAAUCUCUAAUGGUUGCUUUUUUAAUUUGGGUGCACGCCUUGCGAAAUACACUGGCAACGAUACAUAUGCACAGUGGGCAGAUAGAACCUGGGAUUGGAUGGAGCAUGUGGGGCUUAUGGAUCAAAAUUACUACGUUUACGAUGGUUCUGACGACACUCUUAAUUGUACCAAGCUCAACCAUAUACAGUGGACCUACAAUGCUGGAGCUUUCCUUCUUGGUGCGGCAAAUAUGUACAAUUAUACUAACGGAAGCGAUAUCUGGCGUGGACGUGUCGAAGGUUUACUAAAUGCUACCCAUGUUUUCUUCGAAGACAAUGUCAUGAUGGAGGUAGCUUGUGAGAACAACGGGAAAUGUAAUGUUGACCAACAAUCAUUCAAAGCAUACCUUGCUCGCUGGCUAGCGGCUACAACGAAAAUGGCACCUUUUACCUACGAUUCGGUUAUGCAAUUACUACGCCCCUCAGCGAAAGGGGCUGCCGCAUCAUGCGUUGGGGGCGAUAAUGGACGCACUUGCGGACUUAAUUGGAGAACGGGACAAUUCGAUGGAUUUUAUGGAGUGGGCGAACAGAUGUCAGCUUUAGAGGUCAUUCAAAGUAAUCUCAUUGCGCAGGUUGCAGGACCAGUCACUAAUACCACGGGUGGAACAAGUAAAGGUGAUCCCACUGCUGGAUCUGGGAAGAGCCCGACCAACUAUCAGGCGUUACAACCAGUUACGACGGCUGAUAGGGUUGGAGCAGGAAUUCUUACGACAGUGGUAUUGUUGAUUCUUCUUGGAAGUAUCUGGUGGAUGAUUGUGGAUUAAUGAAGGGAGAGCUAAUGAGGGUGUUCUUGUAUAUAUAUAUAUAUAUUGGUACUUGGAACAGACGCGAAAUCUCCUACAAUUAUGGGUAUUCCACGCGCCAAAUUUGGGGCUUCUUUGUAAUUUCGGGUGGUGGAUGGGAUACGGAACCGAUAUCUUGGAGUUUUUGGGCGUUCAGUAGGGAUUGGAGUGGAACGGGUCUGAUUGGAGUAUCGAUCUGAUGACGGUCUACAUGAUAAAUGAGGGUAUUGGGGAAAGGAAAUACGCGGCCGCGCAUAAUACUUACGUGCAUGGAAUAGGAUUAGGAAUCGGGAGUAGAUGUCAAUACUACAUGAUGCACUUGGAAGGUAGAGGAUUAAAUCAUCAAAUUUGGUUUGGGCAUAGUUUGGUGGGAUGUGGAGUGAGGAGUAAAAAGGGAUUUUUGUGAUCUUUUUGGUUCUUGUAACUUUUAAGAAGAGAAAUUGAAAGGAUAACAAAUGUAAGAUGGUGAUUUUUUUCCUCUUGAUGUGAAAGUUACAGUGAUUAAUUUUGAGAUCAUAUGAGGUUUUCUUGUUGUGGAAAGAUGGGAGUGAAAGUGAAUUGAUGUGAUGUAGAGUGAUAUGGAGUGAGAUUAAAUUUGUGAUACAGAUGGA
Botrytis byssoidea is the source of this 3087-nucleotide messenger RNA. RefSeq lists its product as uncharacterized. The record is from RefSeq and is a predicted model, not a curated record. Gene Ontology annotation, molecular function: mannan endo-1,6-alpha-mannosidase activity. The transcript is spliced from 2 exons. Gene Ontology annotation, biological process: fungal-type cell wall biogenesis; carbohydrate catabolic process. Lineage: Eukaryota; Fungi; Ascomycota; Leotiomycetes; Helotiales; Sclerotiniaceae. Bases 1100 to 2458 code for a protein of 452 amino acids.